Messenger RNA from Acaulospora colombiana, 341 nucleotides. NCBI's taxonomy places the organism in Eukaryota, Fungi, Glomeromycota, Glomeromycetes, Diversisporales, Acaulosporaceae. The record is from the annotation of a GenBank genome assembly.
UAGAGCCGACCAACCUUAGUCAUGACAAUGAUGCGUAUGAAGAUGGGGGGGAGGUCGGAAAUGAAUCUUAUGCCGAGCAGCAACCGACAACUUCCUCUGCAGAAAAAGUGAUUACUAUUAGAUUGUCUAAUACAUCAAAAGAUGUCAGAAUCAGAGUUGAUCCGAAAUUGGAUACCAUUGCUACGCUAAAGACUAGGCUAUGUAUCGAUCAAGGACUCGACAUCAAAAUGUUUACAGUUAGGUUUUUCUUCCUCGGAUGCUUACUGGAAGACAAAACAAAAUUAGAAGAUAUAGAACUUAACGAUGAUCAAGUGUUACAGGCGUUGAUUAGUGAAAAGUGA